Lolium perenne is the source of this 1503-nucleotide messenger RNA. RefSeq lists its product as uncharacterized. Gene Ontology annotation, biological process: L-tryptophan biosynthetic process. Gene Ontology annotation, molecular function: indole-3-glycerol-phosphate synthase activity; phosphoribosylanthranilate isomerase activity. Lineage: Eukaryota; Viridiplantae; Streptophyta; Magnoliopsida; Poales; Poaceae. The record is from RefSeq and is a predicted model, not a curated record.
UAUAUAUCUAUCUCCUCCUCGAUCGGAAGAAUCGGCCAUCACCGGAUCACGACGGCACACUCACCCUUGUCUUGCGCCACCGUUCCCUCCUCCGGUUCGCGUCUUCACAUUCCCCAACAACACCAACCCAAUCUCUGUCGUCGCGGACAGAUGGAGUCUCUCCUCGCCGCCGCGCACCUCCACCCGGCGACCUUCUCGCCGGCGUCUCUCUCCUCUUCCUCCUGCAGCCGCUCGCCUUCCGUCGCCCGCGGCGUCCGCGGCGGUGGCCGGACCGUCCGAUGCGCCUACACCAAGGACGCGAUCCUUUACGCGCUGGAGCACGACGCGAUGUUCAACUCCGACGAGGUGAUCCAGUGGGAGAGCGGCAAGACGAUCAACACCAUCGCCGCCGCGCAGGGCAUCAGCAUCCGCCGCCGCUGCCGCCCCCGGUACCCCUCCGAGGGCUCCGGCGACGACAAGGCCGUGCCGCGCGACAUCCUCGAGCAGAUCAUAUGGGAUAAGGAGGUGGAGGUGUCCCAGAGGAAGGCCAAGAAGCCUCUGAGGAGUGUGAUGGAGUCCAGCGAGCACGCGCCUCCGGUCAGGGAUUUCAUCGGCGCUCUCGCAGCGGCCUACAACCGCAAUGGAGUGCCCGCCUUGAUUGCCGAGAUUAAGAAGGCGUCACCAAGCAGGGGCGUGCUAAGGGAGAACUUCAACCCAGUUGAGAUCGCACAGGCGUACGAGGAGAACGGCGCGGCCUGCAUCAGCAUCCUCACAGAUGAGAAGCACUUUCAGGGGAGCUUUGAGAACCUUGAGACGGUUCGCAAUUCCGGUGUUAAGUGCCCUCUUUUGUGCAAGGAGUUCGUCAUUGAUGCCUGGCAAAUAUACUAUGCACGGUCAAAGGGUGCCGAUGCGAUUCUUUUGAUUGCUGCCGUGCUACCUGAUCUUGACAUGAAGUACAUGCUUCGUGUCUGCAAAAGUCUUGGAAUGACCGCUCUUAUUGAGGUUCAUGAUGAAAGAGAACUGGACCGUGUGCUUAAAUUAGAUGGUGUUGAGCUUAUCGGAAUCAACAACCGCAGUCUAGAGACAUUUGUACUAGACACUUCAAACACAAGGAUGUUGAUGGAGAAGCGUGGCGAUAUCAUAAGGGAUAGGGGCAUAAUGGUUGUUGGCGAAUCUGGCCUGUUCACUCCCGAUGAUGUUGCAUAUGUGCAGAAUGCCGGCGUUUCCUCGGUUUUGGUAGGAGAGUCCCUGAUCAAGGCGGAAGAUCCUGGGCGAGCCAUCGCUGGGUUGUUCGGGAAAGAGCUCAUGCGCUGAACUGAUGCUUCGCAAUUGUAUUUGUGUUGUUGGUUAUUUUUUCUUUUUUUUGAAACAGAUUUGUCUCUGUGAUUACUGUGUAUGUAGCAAUCAUAAAAAUAGUGCAUGUGCUUCUCAAUGGAACCAUAGAUGCAUAAAUGGAUGCAGUAUAGCAGAUGUAAUUAUGAAUAAGAGAAGUAUUAUGCAAAAUAAAAUCGUUUAUUCACUUCU